Molecule: messenger RNA, 186 nt
Organism: Echinococcus granulosus
Lineage: Eukaryota; Metazoa; Platyhelminthes; Cestoda; Cyclophyllidea; Taeniidae
Exons: 2
Coding region: 1-186 (61 amino acids)
Source: RefSeq, a predicted model, not a curated record
AUGGCAAAAGACGACGUCUCUCAGCUGGCUCAAGGAUCAAGUUCUGCUUUUAAUAAAAGAAAGCAGCAAAAACAGGUGGGUAAAAUAGGUAAGGAACAGGCUGAGCAGCCUACGUUUCAUAAUUUUGGAUUUAAUCAGCCUUUCUACUCUGUCGCCAGUUCAAUGCUGCUUCCUUCAAAAGUUUAG